Messenger RNA from Sphaerodactylus townsendi, 1725 nucleotides. RefSeq names its product zinc finger protein 436-like. Gene Ontology annotation, molecular function: DNA-binding transcription factor activity, RNA polymerase II-specific; RNA polymerase II cis-regulatory region sequence-specific DNA binding. The transcript has 9 exons. The record is from RefSeq and is a predicted model, not a curated record. Bases 1 to 1725 code for a protein of 574 amino acids. Gene Ontology annotation, cellular component: PcG protein complex; transcription regulator complex. Gene Ontology annotation, biological process: regulation of transcription by RNA polymerase II. Lineage: Eukaryota; Metazoa; Chordata; Lepidosauria; Squamata; Sphaerodactylidae.
AUGGACUUUGCAACCGCGGUGGCCCUGGCAGAGGGCUUCCUCCUGAGUCAAGCCGAGGAGAAGAGGCAGGCAGAACAGAGGUGUGAUCCAUCCGUGAAGAUGAAAAGGAAGUUCUCCGAGAGGGAAAGAGCUCCGCUGGAGGAAGGGCAGCCUGUCCAUGACCAGGAAGGUGCCCAAAAUGCCCUCUCACGCGGCAGUGAAGAGAGAGUGUUGAUCCCUUCUCUUUGUGGAGGUGUGAAAACAGCUGCUGCACCUCCGGCCCAGGUGGCCGUGUAUUUCGGAGAGGCAGAAUGGGCUUUACUGAAUCCAGACCAAAGAGCUCUAUACGAGGACGUCAUGCUGGACAACUACGAGAGUGUGGCUUCUUUGGCAGAAGUAGUAGAGGAACUUGAUGAAGGAUUCCAGGGAUUCUCUGUGGAAAAAGCCAAGGAUCAAGAUUCCAGAAGAAAAUUUGAGACUGGAGACAGGCCACAGAGUCAGGAGGGAGGCUAUAGAGACCAGAGAAGGGAUAACCCUAUUCUGUCCCAAGGAGGAGGCUUUUGUGAAGUCCCAGUCCACAAAGCAACAGAAAAAAAUGAGGGCAUCUAUGUUAACCAGAGAAUCCUUUCCAGGCAAAAUGAACAUGAAAACAUGGCCUUUAGAAAGACCUUCAGUAAGAACGUCAGUGUUAUUUCCGAGAGGCAAAUUCCACCUGGAGAGAAACUGUACGAUUGCAUUAAGUGCGGAAAGAGCUACAGUCGGAAAUCAGCCCUUUCUUCACAUCUAAGAAUUCACACAGCAAGAGAUGAGCAGUUGUCUGAGGAAAAUAAGCAAGCGCAUGAGCUAUUGCCAGAGAAAGAGAAGAAUGGCAAACCAGAAAAGCAGACAGGAAGUCACAUGGCUGAGAAGAGGGAUGAAUCCAUUCCUGGCCGAGGACAGGAUUGCCAAGAAGUAAUCCACACAGUAGAGGAAACAUAUCAGUGCCUGGAGUGUAGAAUGAACUUCUCAGAUCACAGUCAGUAUGAAAUCCAUUUGCAAACACACAGUGGAAAGAAGACACAUCAAUGUUUGGACACAACUGAGAGACCAUUUGAAUGGUCAGAGUGUGGAAAGAGAUUCAGUCAGACAAGCAAUCUUCAAAAGCAUCAAAGAACUCACACAAAUGAGAAACCUUUUGAAUGCUCAGAGUGUGGGAAGAGAUUCAGUCAGAGUGGCCAUCUUCAGCAGCAUCAAAGAACUCACACAGGGGAGAAACCUUUUGAAUGCUUAGAGUGUGGAAAGACAUUCGGAUAUAGUGGCAAUCUUCAACAGCAUCAAAGAACUCACACAAAAGAGAGACCUUUUGAAUGCUCAGAAUGUGGAAAGACAUUCAGUCAUAGUUGCAAUCUUAAACAGCAUCAAAGAAUUCACACAAAGGAGAGACCUUUUGAAUGUUUAGAGUGUGGAAAGACAUUCAGUCAGAGUAGCCAUCUUCAAGAGCAUCAAAGAACUCACACAAAGGAGAGACCUUUUGAAUGCUCGGAGUGUGGAAAGAGAUUCAGUCAUAGUUCCUCACUUAAACAGCAUCAAAUAACUCACACAAAUGAGAGACCUUUUGAAUGCAUAGAGUGUGGAAAGAGAUUCAGUCAUAGUGGCUAUCUUCAAAAGCAUCUAAGAACUCACACAAAUGAGAGGUCUUUUGUAUGCCUAGAGUGUGGAAAGAGAUUCAGUCAGAGCAGCGGACUUCAACGGGACUUAAAGAAUUAG